Molecule: messenger RNA, 657 nt
Organism: Schistocerca americana (American grasshopper)
Lineage: Eukaryota; Metazoa; Arthropoda; Insecta; Orthoptera; Acrididae
Product: ankyrin repeat domain-containing protein 65-like
Exons: 3
Coding region: 1-657 (218 amino acids)
Molecular function (GO): protein binding
Source: RefSeq, a predicted model, not a curated record
AUGGCUGAGAGUAGUGUCCAGGUGCAUCAUGCAUUCCGUCUUGCUGCCGGCAGUUUGUCCCACACCAACUUCAACUGCCCAUUUGUCAGAGCUGCACUGCUCAUGGCUGCCUGCUGCCAUCCAACUUGUGUCAGAGAGAGCUUCUGUGGAGAGGAGCGAGACAAGUUGCUACUCUGGGCAGCUCAGAAGGGGGCAGUGGAGGAGCUGCGGGCAUUGCUGAUGGCAGGUGCUGAUGUGGGGGUGAGGGACCACUUUGGGUGGACUGCUCUGCACCGGGCAGCAGCCAGAGGGCACGUGGAGGUGGUGAGAUGGUUGCUGCGAGCUGGGGCAGACGUGGGGGCUGUGGAGUACUUCGAGCAGCUUACGCCUCUCCACUUGGCGGCAAUAUGGGGCCACGAGUAUGUGGUGUGGCUGCUGCUGGUGGCAUCAGACCCUCCCCUUGACUGUAACUACCCAGAUGUCGUAGAUACCUGUGGGAGGACUCCACUGCACUGGGCGGCAGUUGCAGGCAAUGCCACAGUUGUGUCCAUGCUGCUCGAGGCAGGAGCGGACAAGGCAGCCAGAAAUAACGCUGGAACAACAGCUCUGGAUUUCGCCAUACAGGAAAAUAACCAUCAGGUGGUUGACUUGCUACAAUCAAGUUUGCAGUUUUCGUAG